Thecamonas trahens ATCC 50062 is the source of this 759-nucleotide messenger RNA. RefSeq names its product calcium-binding EF-hand domain-containing protein. The record is from RefSeq and is a predicted model, not a curated record. The transcript has a single exon. Bases 23 to 742 code for a protein of 239 amino acids. Gene Ontology annotation, biological process: positive regulation of ubiquitin-protein transferase activity; protein neddylation. Gene Ontology annotation, molecular function: cullin family protein binding; ubiquitin-like protein binding; ubiquitin conjugating enzyme binding. Gene Ontology annotation, cellular component: ubiquitin ligase complex. Lineage: Eukaryota; Apusomonadida; Apusomonadidae.
CGUCGGCUUCACAUUGUUCUCCAUGGGGCUGCUUGGGCGGAUGCGCCGGAAGCGGCAGGCGACCAAGGCGGCCAACGCAGCAGCAGCCAAGGAGGUUGAAGCCGCGCUCGCUGCUCGUAAGGCGCGCGAGGCCCGUGACGCUGCGUUUGCACGAGCCAAGGCGAGCGACGCCGGGACACCGGCGGAGGCAGUGAUGGACGAGCUCGGCCCGGGCGCGGUCGAGGCCCUGUGCGAGGCAAUCGGGAUCGCGCCGGCGUCUGCAGACGCGCUUGUCAUGUGCCACACUAUGGGCGUGGCCAGAAUGGGAUACAUCAGCAAGACCGAGUUUGAGGCCGGCAUGGUGAGCCUUGCCGCAAGCUCGCUCGACGACCUGGCGGUCGCCAUCAGCCGGCGCAAGGCACAGCUUGCGGCGUCGACGAGCGGCUUUGCCGCCCUCUACGAGUACGCCUUUGCAUUUGCCAAAGAGGAGCCUCGCAAAAAGAUCGUCGACUUGGCGUCGGCGUGCGCUAUGCUCGAGCUCGUCAUGUCGAUGCGGAGCGAGAGCGAUCGCAAGCGGACCGACGCCUUUGUCGCCUUUCUCACCUCAGACAGCUGCACAGCCCGGGCGCUCAACCACGACCAGUGGAGCUCGUGGCUCGACUUUAUCGACGAGAUCGCGCCGGACCUGUCCAACUGGGAAGACGACGGCCCGUACCCGGUCCUGUUCUCCGAGUAUGUGGCCCACGCGAGCAGGGGGGAGUAAACACAGCCUUCUUGGGA